This is a messenger RNA of Aspergillus homomorphus CBS 101889, 2482 nucleotides long. Its product is annotated as E1 ubiquitin-activating protein ubaB. The transcript has 6 exons. Gene Ontology annotation, molecular function: SUMO activating enzyme activity. Gene Ontology annotation, biological process: protein sumoylation. Bases 446 to 2308 code for a protein of 620 amino acids. Gene Ontology annotation, cellular component: cytoplasm; SUMO activating enzyme complex. The record is from RefSeq and is a predicted model, not a curated record. NCBI's taxonomy places the organism in Eukaryota, Fungi, Ascomycota, Eurotiomycetes, Eurotiales, Aspergillaceae.
ACAUUUUUCUCGCUCCGCUCCCCCGUUUCAUGCCCAUUCAGGCGAUGCGAUAGGGGUAUAAUAGAAGGGGAGGGUGUGGAAGUGAAGUGAAGGGUAAGUUGAGUUGAGGGUGGGAUGAAUGAAGAGUGAGUGAGGGUCGGAAGAGUUGCCGUCAUUUCCAUCUGCAAUCCAAACCAUUCCCGGCCCUGACCUCACUUACUCACUUUAAACACCGUCCCUUCUUCUACCCUUCACUUGCUUUCUCCGCUUGGCUCUCCCUUCUCGACUACCUUCCUCCUCCACUUCAAAUCGACCACUCUUUUCGCUUCAACUCCUUCUCCUUCUUCUUCGUCCGCGCCGAGUUGUUCACCGGCGAUGCUUCCUUAUCUUUCAUACUAAGAACGACAUCCUCCGUUUCGGCUUUCCUCCGUUCGCCGCAACCGCAUCCGCAACCGCAACCGCAAUCAUGGCGCGCGACACUUAUCACAAGCGAUCACUGGGCACUCUCUCCCGACGUAUCAAAGAGUCGCGUGUGCUCCUCGUCGGCGCUGGCGGCAUUGGCUGCGAGCUACUGAAGAACCUCCUCCUCUCCGGCUUUGGCGAAAUCCACAUCAUUGAUCUCGAUACAAUCGAUCUUAGCAACUUGAACCGUCAGUUCCUUUUCCGUUUCGAACACAUCAAGAAAUCCAAAGCACUGGUUGCAAAGGAGGUCGCACACAAAUUCCAACCAAGUGCCAAGCUCGAAGCCUACCAUGCCAAUAUCAAAGACAGCCAAUUCAACGUGGACUGGUUUGCCACUUUCGACGUCGUUUUCAAUGCGCUAGACAACCUCGAGGCUCGUCGUCAUGUGAAUCGCAUGUGCUUGGCAGCAAACGUGCCGUUGAUCGAGAGUGGAACAACUGGAUUCAACGGUCAAGUGCAAGUCAUUAAGAAGGGCUUGACCGAGUGCUACGACUGCACUCCGAAAGAGGUUCCGAAGUCCUUCCCCGUUUGUACCAUUCGCAGUACCCCCAGCCAACCGAUUCACUGCAUUGUCUGGGCCAAGAGCUACCUCUUACCGGAGUUGUUCGGUAUCAGCGAGGAGGAUUCUAGUGAGUUUGAUCAUUCAGAAGAUGCAGAGAACUCUGCGGAGAUCGAAAAUCUUCGCCGGGAAGCACAGGCUCUCAAGGAGAUUCGCCAAUCGAUGGGCUCUGAUGAGUUCGCCAAGAAGGUCUUUGACAAGGUUUUCACUGAGGAUAUCGAGCGCCUACGUGGAAUGGACGAUAUGUGGAAGAACCGCGAGCCGCCAGAGCCUCUGAAUUAUGAAAAACUCAACGAGGAGUCGGCUGACGUUUCGACCACGGUCUCAAGCAAUGACCAAAAGGUCUGGUCUACAGCUGAAGACUUUGCCGUCUUCAAGGACAGCUUGGAUCGAUUAAGCAAGCGCCUCAAGACGUUGCAAGAGGCUACAAAGAGCGACGUUAAGCCGAUCCUGGUGUUUGACAAGGACGACGAUGAUACGUUAGACUUUGUCACAGCAACAGCAAACCUGCGUGCGAAGAUCUUCAGAAUCGACCCUAAGUCCAAGUUCGAUACCAAGCAAAUGGCAGGUAACAUCAUUCCCGCAAUCGCCACAACAAAUGCCAUGACCGCUGGUCUGUGUGUGCUGCAAGCCUUCAAGGUAAUGAAAGGCGAAUACAACCAAGCGAAGAUGGUUUUUCUUGAGCGGUCGGGUGCGCGGGCCAUCAACUCCGAUUCUUUACAACCUCCCAACCCGAAUUGCCCGAUCUGCUCAGUCGCACAUGCUCGUCUCAAGAUCGACCCUAAGCGUGCAACUGUCAACGACCUAGUUGAACAGGUUCUUCGCCUGCAACUGGGAUACGGCGAAGAGUUCUCGCUCACAACGGAGUCCGGUAUCAUCUACGACCCUGACCUGGAGGAUAACCUGCCAAAGAAACUGUUGGACCUGGGCGUGAAGAAUGAGAGCUUCAUUACCGUCAUUGACGAUGACGACGAGCCACGCGUCAAUCUCGAGCUCGUGGUGCUAGCAGCCGAGCCUCCCGACCAGAACGGCGCGAGCGACAAGCCGCAACCUAUUUCUAUCGAAACCAUUCCCGACAUUCCGCGGAAACCAAAGACACCGACUCCCGCAGUCCCCGAGCAGGUCAAUGGCGUGCCGUCGGAUCCAUCAGUCGCAAAGCGGAAGCGUAGCGCGGACGAAGCAGGGCUGAGCAAUGGAGACGACCGCGCCAAGCGGGUGGCCGGCAUCUCCGAAGCCAACGGGGACGGGGCAAAUCCUAUCGUUCUAGACGAGGGAACCGGUGGUGCAAUUCUGAUUGAUGAUGAUUGAACGAUACCAGAUAUGUCGGCCAUUUAAGGCAUUCUCUGUUCUGCCAUCUGUCUGCCAUAUCACAUCGCACGGUAAUGUGUUUCCUUUUGAACUUAGACUACUGGCGCUCGAUUGGCAUGAUGUGUCUCCACUUCGAUGCAUGUACCACUAUCUUCUGCCUUGACCUAUCUGGAU